Molecule: messenger RNA, 7296 nt
Organism: Loa loa (African eye worm)
Lineage: Eukaryota; Metazoa; Nematoda; Chromadorea; Rhabditida; Onchocercidae
Exons: 37
Coding region: 1-7296 (2431 amino acids)
Biological process (GO): motor neuron axon guidance
Source: RefSeq, a predicted model, not a curated record
AUGUCUCAGGAUAAAUGUCAACCAACGACGUUGGACAAGAAAAGAUUGAAACCGUUUUGUAAUUGGAGAACUUUUGCCAUAUUACUUCUUCUUUCUCUUGCCUUCACCUGUUUCACUAUACUUUUGUUAUUGUUAGGAAGUGAUAAUUCUCGAUAUGUAUGUGAGCAGUCGACCAAAUCGGUGUAUUCAUCAACUUCAACAGGCCUGUUCCAUUCGGGUACAUGGCGUGAUGUGCACAUUAAAGCAACUAUUUUAAAACCAUUACCUGAAAGUUUUGAACUAGGACAACAAAUUGAGGCCGAUCUACCUCCGGGAAUUAUUGUUUAUUCAUAUUUCUCAGUGCAAAAAAAUAGUCGAAUAAUUUUCAAUAUAUCCGUCGAUCCACAAGCACAGUUGGUCAUUUACGGUAGACGAACAGCAUUACCAUCACCGGCUACCCAUGAUUUCAUGGAUAUUGUCCAUGCGGAUUGGUUAACCGUUUCCGGAAAUUCAUCAAGCAUCCGAUUGAAGCGUUUUACACCGCUGCUUCGGACAGCGAUCCUGACACACUAUUUGCUAGGUGGACGAUGGCAUAUCGGAUUACUUAAUGAUGUCUUACAGCCAUUCCCAAUACGUCUUGUUGCUGCGGUGGUUCCUGACCAAGUAGUGGACGAAAGGACCGUUGAUUGCCGUUAUGACUGUACAGGACACGGGCAAUGCAAGGAUGGUAGAUGUUAUUGUUUUCCCGGAUACAGUGGAACUUACUGCGAAGAAAGUUCAUGUCCAAUAUUGUGCAGUGGAAAUGGAAUAUUUUCUGGUGGUCAGUGUAUAUGCCAUGAGGGUUACAAAGGCCCUGAUUGCGAUUUAUUGGCGCAUUGGUGCGAAGUACCAAACUGCAAUGGACAUGGCCAGUGUAACCAGUUUGGUGACUGUGAAUGUGACAUUGGCUGGAAGGGUGAUUUUUGUGACAAGAAAGAUUGCAAAGAUCCCCAGUGUAGCAAUCACGGUGUUUGUCACGAUGGGAAAUGUUACUGCGAGGAUGGAUAUCGUGGGGAAAAAUGUGACGAAAUAUAUCCGGCGGAGACUUGUCUCGGUAAAGAACUUCGCUUACGUGACAGAGAACCAGAAUUAGACGCGGACCCCGGUUGCACCAAUCGUGGGAGAAUUGAUUCAGAAACAGGACUAUGCAUCUGUAUUCCUGGUUAUCAUGGAAAGAAAUGUGAAUUAGUGAGAUGCGAAGUGGAGUGCAUGAACGGUGGAUGUGGUAAUGGCGUAUGCAUUUGUGAUGAAGGAUGGACAGGUAUGGAUUGCACGGAGCGGAAAUGUCUUCCUGGAUGUGAACAACACGGACACUGCAACAAUGGUACUUGCAUGUGUAAUAAGGGUUGGAAUGGAGUAAAUUGUUACAUUGCUGGCUGUGUCAAUGAUUGCAAUGGAAAUGGUGUUUGUCGGUUGUUUUCCGGACAGUGGAAAUGUGCAUGCCAUACAUCAUAUUUUGGUGACAAUUGUUCUCUACCAUUGGAGUCAAGUUGUGAUGAUGGUGUUGAUAAUGAUAACGACGGUUUAAUAGAUUGUGAAGAUUCGGAGUGCUGUACGGAUAGUAGCUGUUUAUCGAGUCAGAUGUGCACUACUGUAAUACAACCACGUGAUGUGCUUUUAAAGGUGAUACCGCCUGUGAAUGGUAAUUUCUAUCAGCAAAUUAAAUUUUUGGUUCAGCGCGACUCGGUGCAGCGCUAUGCAGAUGAACGCCAUUUCAAUGAAAGUUUUGUAUCAGUCAUCCGUGGACGAGUUUUGGCUGAAGAUGGUUCACCGCUUACAGGCGUACGUAUUGCGGAGGCAAGGCAUCCAACGUUGACGGGUUUCACGCUGAGUCGUAGCGAGGAUAACGGAGGUGCCUUUGAUCUGGUGGUUAAUGGUGGCAAGACGAUAACUUUGCAGUUUAUGAGGAAGCCGUUUGAAAAGCUCGAAAAGAGUUUUUACAUACCGUGGAAUGAAAUUGUUUAUGUGGGUGAUAUAAAAAUGCGACUGGGACUGGCGGCGGUGGCUGUAAGUGAAAGACUGGAAAUCAGUGAAAAGUGCCGACAGUAUUAUGCUACCAAUCGCCUAGCUCCUGCUAUAUUUGCAUCCUGGCGUGCAAGUCAAUAUUCCGGAAAACUUACCGCGUCAGCACAUAGUGUUCAGCUACUAGCCGACUCGGGAAAAUCGUUUGAUUCCAUCCAGAUACCUACCACGAAUGAAGUAUAUCUCGUGUAUGAUAGUUCAUUUGCUGAUGGCUAUCGUAGCACGUUGCUAAUCGAGUUACUUCCAAAUCGUAUUCCGGAAGAAAUUCGUUUGGUCCAUCUCUCCGUCAGUGUUGCUGGCAGUCAUUUUCAUACAGUUUUUUCGGCUGUGCCGAAUUUAACGUACACUUAUUCGUGGGAGCAGUUGAAUGUUUACACUCAGACUGUGAAUGGAUUGGUUAAUGCUAAAGUGUCGGUUGGAUAUGAAUAUGAAGGUUGCAAUAGAAGCAUCGCUUGGAUUCAUCGCCUUGUAAAACUGGAAGGACAUCGCGCUAACCGUUUCAUGUUAAACGGUUGGUCACUGAGUGUCCAUCACCAUUACGAUAUUGCACACAAUGUGCUGGAGAAAGGUGAUGGUACAACGGUGUUUUUGGAUGAAGCUUCUCCGUUAUUAACAACAGUAAUUGGUAGUGAUCAACAGCGUCCUAUUAACUGCCCGUUUUGUGAUGCAUCUGCUGGCGAUGCUCGUCUUUUCCGCCCUGAUGCGUUAUGUGUGGGAAGUGAUGGUUCAUUGUACAUUGGUGAUUACAAUUUGAUACGUCGUUUAACACCCAAUGGAAUGCUUAUUUCUGUGUUGGAACUCAGCAUAUCGGAUACGGCCCAUCCCUACUAUUUGGCUAUCGAUCCGCUAACUGAUUCUCUUUUCAUUUCGUUGCCGAUACGUGCUCAAAUAUGGCAAAUAAAUAAAGAUGUAGACGGUACAACAGAUCUAACAACAAAUUACAAUGUGGUGGUUGGCGAUGGAAAUGUAUGUCCGAGUUCUGCUGUACGUUGUGGUGAUGGUGCUGCCGCAGAUAUGUCUCAGCUUACUUUUCCCAAAGGCAUCGCUUUUGACAAAUAUGGAAAUUUAUAUAUUGCUGAUAGUAGACGUAUCAGGAUUGUGGAUCGAGAGAGACAGAUCAGCACGUUGAUUGAAGAACGCGGAAAUGGACCUCGUUCAUGUAUAGUUGAUUAUACGAACCUAUCAGAUAUCACUACCGUCUGGCCAACAUCACUUACUGUGGAUAUGCUAAACGAUAGACUGUACGUACUUGAUACAAACGUGGUAUAUCGUAUAUCACUGGAUACUCGUAUGGGCACACUGCUAGCUGGAGCGUUUGUUGAAUGCGAGCAGAUGAAAACACUAGCAGGUGAUCUGUUACCACAACGGCCACUGACAGCAGCACGAUCCAUUACCGUAGCACCAGAUUCCACUUUAUACAUUGUUGAGACAAACAACAAAAAAGUAAAUCAGAUUCGAGCAAUUUAUCCAGAUGAUCAUUCAAAAGUAGUAGCUGGAAAGCUGAGCAAAUGUGACUGUGAUCGUACAAAUUGUCCAUGUGAAGAUCUUCAUCCAACUAUUGCUACUUCUGCUUUUCUUCACUCUCCAUCGGCCGUGGCUGUUGAUUCUAAUGGAGUGGUCUAUAUAACUGAUAAGGGUAACUUCAAAGUUAAAAAACUUCAAAAACCCAGUGCAAUAUAUGAUGAAAAAACUCGACAAUACCGUAUCCACAGCCCUCAUACUAGAGAAAUUUACGUAUUUAACAAGGUCGGCCUCCACGUGAGCACUACUAACCUUCUUACUGGCGAUACUCUAUUCACUUUCACGUAUGACGUUGACACGCAUCUUGGUCGUUUGACGCAAAUAACUGGCUCUGGUGAACAUAUUUUGCGACUUCAUCGAACAAAUGACGGAAAAAUUGUACUGGAGACGGCAACAGGCCUUCAAACAGUAUUAAAUUCCGACCAGUUUGAUGGGACAUUAUCAAAGAUUACGUUUCCGAGUGGUGAAAGUACUAAAUUCUCAUACUUUCCUGGACAUCUUCUUCGUUGUCGUGAAGCAUUUGAUCGAAAUUGGUGUUUUGAAUAUGACGAAUUUGGACGUGCAAAGACAUUACUGAAUCCGGCCGGGAUCUGUUAUUCAGUGACGAAACGUGACCUUAUACAUAACAGUUUGGUAACGAGAGUGGCAAGAAAUAAUGAGCCAUAUACAGUUUAUAAAUUUUCUGAUAAGAAAUUCACAGAAGAAGGUGCGCAGGAUCGGCAGGUAACGAUGCUUGAUGAAGGUUUGUCAGUUGUCGCCUUUGGUGCUCGAACUCAUUUUGAUGGCGUAACGCAUCCUCUCUUAGAACCCUAUGAAACAGCAAUUUCGAAACGGAAGAUAACUCUUCCGGAAGCAGUAGAUCCUCCAAGACGUGAGCUAAAUUUGCGCUUUGAAUGGCGUGGCUACAUACGUCGCAAGGAAUCCGGUCGACGUGAUCCGGAGAAGUGGCGUCGUAUUCAACAGAUCAAUGGACGUAAUGUGUUCACAAUCGAAUAUGACUGUGAUAGAAGGCAUGAUACCAUACGAAAUAGCCUUGAUGAGGAAGUACUCGCUGUUCAGUAUAACGAUGCCGGUCAAAUUACCUCUUUUAUUCCGCUUACUUCACGUGAACAACCUCAUAUAGAUGCCAUGAAAAUUAUGCAUGAUCCGUCGGGAAGGCCAAGUCAAAUAACUUGGGGUACCUCAACCAUUGUUUUUGAAUACGAUCGGCUAAACCGAAUUAUCUUGAUGUCGGCAGUAGCCGGAGGUAUUAACUACCUUGAGCGCAAAUUCUUUUACCAGAAGGAAAACCAGUUAAUUCCUUCACUUGUACAAAUGCCGUCCGGAGAGAAAUAUCGUUGGCGUACAGAUCGCACCGGCUCUAUCACUUUUCUGAAAACUCCAGCUGGUAUCAUACAUCACUUCAUGCAGUAUGCCGUUUUUGAUCGAGUUUGCCGGCAGCGCACUGUUUCAUUCUCCAAUGCAUCUUAUGUUGCAUGCAUGGACGAUGAUGGACAGUUGUUGGAUUAUUGGACACCGGAUCAGUUGCAUUCCUUAACUGUGAAACGCGAUAUGUAUGGAAGAGUGGUGCAAAUAACUUCAGAUGCCGAAAAUAUCUUCUUCAAAUAUGAAGAACAAAGUGGGAACUUAAAGGUGCAGGAAGUUAGCAGCAGUUUAUUGAAGAGGACAUAUCUGUGGCAAGGUAUAGUACAUUCUGCUAUUCGUGAAGCCCAUAUGCCUGUCAUCCAUUCAAAUCGUCGCUUUGCUGAAAGUUUGGUGGAAUUCCUAUAUGAAUAUGAUGAUUUUUUCCGAUUAAUAACAAUGACAGUCAUUUACAAUACAGUGCGUUUGCAACCUCAGAAGUAUCAAUAUGAUUCUCGACAAGGGCGUUUGAUCAAGCUGAAUAAAUUCGUCUUUUUAUAUGAUUUAUACACACGUAGAAUAAUGGGUGAAACGGUAGUGAUGGAGAUUUUCCAUAAUAGUGCGAAUGAGGAAAUCAUGCGAAAGUUAAUGAUUAAUGAGCUGAAAGUUGUGGAGAUGAGGGUAACACGACAUGCGCUUGGUUGGGUUGAAGUCGUUGACUGGAUUGUUAUUGGAGAGAAGCGGCCAACCGAAAAACGAACAUUCGACAUGGAUGGACAGUUAGUGCAGUAUACAAUUGGUGAAGCAGAUGACCGGCGAUGGACACUUCAUUACGACUUAGAUGGACGACUAAAAGCUGUCAACGAUGCAAAAAUAUCAUUUUCUAACGGAAACUUGAAAAAUGUAGACCAGGUAGACUAUACUGUAAAUGCGAAUGGUUGGACGCGAAGUCGCGGUAAUAUGUAUUUCGAAUACGAUGUCUAUGGUCGAGUGCAUCAUGUCUAUCAGCCGGGCUUGGUGGAUGUUGAAUAUGGUUAUGACGACCGGUCACGUAUAAUACUGCGAAGAGUUGGUGACGAGCAAUUUCAGCGUUUCUUUUAUGCAAUGCCUGAUCGACCAUAUCUCUUAACACAUUUCGUCUCAACAAACGAAACACCGUCAACUAUUUUAUACGACGACCGAGAUGUCCCAUUUGCUUUCUACAGCGGUGAUGAAUAUCAUGCCUUAUUUGUGGACAUUGAUGGUUCUGUUCGCUUCAUAUUUGCAUCGGAUGGUACUGUAGUGAAAGAAAUGAUUCGUAAUCCAUUUGGUGCAGUCAUUGUGGAUAGCAAUGAUAGUUUUUAUUUUCCACUUGGCUAUCGGCACCAAUUCGAUGAUCCGCUCACUGGCAUUGCAAUUUUGGGGCCAGAAGCACGGCCAUAUGAUACAUUUGUAGGACGUUUCAUGUCCAUUUCGAUUACAUAUAUCACUUCAAAAGUGGAUCCUUUUGCUCCUGAAUAUGAAAGCGAUCCAUUCCGUGCAAUACCAACUGAAUCUAAUUUACUGCGACAUUUACCACUUGAUCUUAAAAGAUGGAUGGAAAUGAGUGGAUUCUCGCUUUCACAGGUGCUCCCUUCUAUUCCGAAUCCCACUCAAAAUGACGGUCUUCAGAAGUUACUGCAAUUACCUGAUAGCCUCUGUACAGUGACCGUUAGCCACGUCCUCUCUUCAUCAUUUUGCUCAUUGAUUUAUAAGGUGAAACAUUUCAAGCAGUUUCUUACUGCCACAUCACCUGCACUCCUACCAUUUUCUCCUCUCUCAUAUUUUGUCCUCUUCGAUAAGCUGUCAUACAGCGCCAGCGAUUCAAUUGGUUUUCGCGGAUUGAUAUUUAUAAAGCGCCCAUCAGACAAGUUUGAAGUGAUUGGACAUUCUUUCAAGGAAGACGAAAAGUUGAAUGCCUUGAGGACAUUGCUAAAUGACAGCUCCUUCUUGAAUAUUACGAAUAUGCAUUUAUCGGGAGAGUUUGUACAGAUCCAUUUCGCCACAAAUGUAACUUCCAAUAAAAUCCCACUGGAAGAACUGGCCGCACUAUUCAAUACCUCAAACUUCAAUCAACAAUUAACGCUUCAAGCUGGAAAUACUCAGCUCAUAUUUCAUUAUGGCAGUAAUUCGGAAGCUGUCAGAUCUGAACUAAUUCGUCAGCAGACUGCCGAAAUUGGUAAAAUAAUUUGGGAAGAUGAAGCAGAACGUGCUCGUUCUGGAGCCAUUACCCGACAUUCAUGGACCGAAUCCGAAUUGUCACAGUUGAGCUCAGAUGGAUUCGUAAGUGGUUAUGAACUUAACUUUCAUCCAGGUAAUUCGAUGCCCAUUCUUGCAAACACUUAUUUAUGGAUAUUUCAAAGGGUAGCUGCCUAA